This is a messenger RNA of Trifolium pratense (red clover), 540 nucleotides long. RefSeq names its product stress-associated endoplasmic reticulum protein 2-like. Gene Ontology annotation, cellular component: endoplasmic reticulum. The coding region runs from base 190 to 396 and encodes 68 amino acids. Gene Ontology annotation, biological process: endoplasmic reticulum unfolded protein response. NCBI's taxonomy places the organism in Eukaryota, Viridiplantae, Streptophyta, Magnoliopsida, Fabales, Fabaceae. The record is from RefSeq and is a predicted model, not a curated record. The transcript is spliced from 3 exons.
AAUAAAUAUUAUUUUUUGUAAUAAAUAACCGCUAAUAAUAACCACCAUCGUUCACACGGAUCGCAGAUUCACAAACUCUAAAUAAAAGGUCGGAGAGAGCCACUGCCGGAAGGUAACACCACCGUCUUUCAAUUUUCCGGCGAUCUCUUCGUUUCUUCCUCCGGCGAUCCAUUAUCAUAGCAAUCAAUCAUGACUGUGUCAAAGCGCCUUGCGGUUAGGAAGGUGGAGAAGUUUGAGAAAAACAUUACAAAAAGAGGAAGUGUGCCAGAAACAACUGUUAAGAAAGGAAAAGACUAUCCAGUUGGCCCUGUGCUGCUCGGUUUCUUCGUCUUUGUUGUCAUUGGAUCAUCUCUCUUUCAGAUAAUCAGGACAGCAACAAGUGGAGGCAUGGCAUAAUGGAGCUUUGAGUUGUACUGUAUCAUUUUCUCUUUCUUAGCCCUGUAGAAAAUAUGAGUAUACUUUUCUACAUGUACUUGGACUAUACCUGGUUCCUGUUCAUGUUUUGAUGAAGUUUUAAGUUAAGAGUUUUUAAUUAUACAA